Mytilus trossulus (common blue mussel) is the source of this 938-nucleotide messenger RNA. RefSeq lists its product as uncharacterized. The transcript is spliced from 4 exons. Lineage: Eukaryota; Metazoa; Mollusca; Bivalvia; Mytilida; Mytilidae. The record is from RefSeq and is a predicted model, not a curated record. Bases 73 to 435 code for a protein of 120 amino acids.
GAUAAGAAAACCAUAACCUAUCUAGAAGAUAUCUGUCGAUAGAUUACUUACCAGAUUGUAUGUACAACAAAGAUGAGGUUUUUAAUAACCGUAGUUGGUCUUCUUGCAAGUAUUAUUUUGGUGACCAAUGCUGCCAUGACUACAAAGCAUCCUCAUGUUCACCAUUCAGUAACUGGGUUGUCGUUCUUUUACGACAUGAAUUCUAACAAUAUGGUGAUGAAGAAAGAUGGAUACUGUUAUUUCGUGGUUUUAACACCAGAUCAAGAAUCAAGUGUAAAGACUCAAGAUGGGUUAAGGUCAAUUGAGGCUAGCAUGUUGACUUUACACACCACGGCUGCUCAUCUUGGCAUGACAGGAGCAGACCACGCCCAUCUUUCACACUACAUCUACAAUCAUUUCUGUAAAAACGAGCCUUUAAUUAAGCUUGUUGAAUAAAAAAUGAAAAAAAACGUAGUUUCGGAUGAUUGAAGAUUUGAAAAUAUGUUGAACAUGAUCUCUUUCAAAUUUUGGAAAAAAUGAAAUAUGAUAUAGCCAGGGAUCCAUACCGGUUUAUCGGCGAAGGACAUUUUAGCGCAUUGAUAGGACAUUUGAGCGAAAAAAAAAUGGACGUUUUAGCGCCAAAGUAGAAACCCAUUUUAGUGCCUGAUUUUUAACCUAUUUUAGGGAAAAUUAAAAUGUCAAAGCCCAUUUUAGCGAAAUAUUUUUAACCCAUAAUUAUAUAUAAAAAAAAUAAAACUUUAGUAGACCCAAGACAGCACAAUAUAAAACAACAGUACAUCACUGAAUUUCUGCUCAAAGCUUAUUGAAUAAGUCAGUUUUCGCUAAAAUGGGCUACCGAAAAUACAGGUGAAUGGAUUAAUCCGGCGCUAAAAUGGGCUUUUAUGUCGGCGCUCAAAUGUCCAUACACGCUGCUGAGUUAUUUCGAAUGGGAGUCUAAA